AUGAGCAGUUUAGGAGAUAUAACAUAUUUACUGAAGGCUUGUCCACUGCCAGCCAAACGACUCGGCCGGACAGGAAACCUGUUGGUUUCGCUCGGCCUUCACCACAAUAUCGCAUGCAUUCUGUCCGACCGCACUGUCCGAUCAGGGAGUCAUAGUCCCGCGGUCGACCAUCAUUCAUCCACUGUCCGACUGAACCGCUCGACCAAGCCGUCUGACCCAGGAAGCAUUGUCGUGCUCGACUCAUUCCUCAACAUGCGAUCAAAGCAUCCGGCCGCAUGCACCGGCCGACCAGGGAACUAA
Messenger RNA from Microthlaspi erraticum, 300 nucleotides. The record is from the annotation of a GenBank genome assembly. Lineage: Eukaryota; Viridiplantae; Streptophyta; Magnoliopsida; Brassicales; Brassicaceae.